Messenger RNA from Cherax quadricarinatus, 5888 nucleotides. RefSeq lists its product as uncharacterized. NCBI's taxonomy places the organism in Eukaryota, Metazoa, Arthropoda, Malacostraca, Decapoda, Parastacidae. Gene Ontology annotation, molecular function: protein binding. The record is from RefSeq and is a predicted model, not a curated record.
GUUCGAGUAUGGAGCUGUCCGAGUACCGAGGUUCCACAUAUUCGAAAUGCUUAGAUCGAUUUCUGCUGAUUUAUGGCAAAAGCAAAUUUUCAAUCUACUUAUUCAGCAAAGUGCACCCUUACCAAAUAGGCCAAACUGGUUGAUGAUUGUAGGAUUUUGAGAGAAAAAGAACAUUUUUUUUUAUCGUUAUUAUUUUGUUUUUUGACAGCACACUCAGUAUUUCAAGUUUGAUUUUGAACAAAACACUGAACGUCACGCUGAGCUUGUUAUCGCUGCUGGAAAAGGUAACACUAAAACCAUUCAGCAGUUGUUGAAGACUGGCGUGCCUCUGUUACCUAUGGCUGCUCGUGCUGAUCCACUGCUUCAUGCAAUACGACACAACCAAAGAGAUGCUCUGUUCUUGCUGUUAAGUGCUGGUGCUCCUCUCUGCAAUCAAUCAAUAGAGGAUAUGACACCCUUAGAGGGAGCGCACAACACUCUUGGACUCCCAGCUGUUUUUCCUGCUCUCAUCCGCAUGGCAUACAGUGAGAAGAUACAGAUGGAGAUAGAAACUUUAAAAGGCUCUAAAAUCACAGGAAAAGAGGAGGAGGAACUUCUUCAGGUUAUGGAAUCUUAUCAAAAAUGUUUUAGAAUCUUUGGAAAUUUUUCAAAAUUCAUACUGGAAAGUAAUAACUAUGACGAACGAAUUAAAAAAGCGAGAGAUUUACUGUGUACUGCAGCAAGUCAUGGCCUCUCCCUCACUUGUGUUCUACUGGGCUUAGAAGAUGUUUGUAUUCACCCAUUACAAGAUGAAGAAAAUCCUUUCAAGUUGGCAUUCCUUGGAAAUCACUUUGAUACACAAGUCACUCUGUGUAGAGACAUGAAUAUGGUUCCAUUUACCUUUUCUUUGCCACCUUCAGCAAUUUUGCCUUCAGAUUUACUGCAAGAAUAUUGGGUGAAUGAAAGAAAAGUACUUGAUGAUAUUUGUUCAGGAAAACAUGACCGCACGAAACUCAAUAAAGAUGAAACAAAUAUUCUUGAAAAUUAUAUUGAACAACUCAGUAAGGUGAAGCCAAACGAAGACUUGAAAUCUCAAGACAUUACCCUGGAGCGUCCUGAUGACUUUUUCUUAUAUCUUUUAGCUAAACAUGACCUUGUUUACAUACUUUAUAUACUUUACGAGAAAAUUUUUAAAGAUAUGGAUAUAAAUAGUGUAGUAGAGUCAUUUUCUGAGUGUACGAUGUUGCACGUCGCCUCUAUGUACGGACGUUUGAAUAUGCUUGAGUAUCUUUUGUAUCGAAAUCCUGAAUUAGAUAAAGUUACUCUUGGGAAAUACUCUGCUGCUCAUCUUGCUGCCAUUGGAGGACACAAAGAAUGUUACCAAUAUAUUUUAGCAAGAAUGAAUGAUGAUCAAAAGGAAAUGAAGUGUAACAUUCAACUAACAGCUGCAGAAUUAAUGAGAAAAUAUGAAGAAUUCUGCUCUAAUUGUCAGUUGCCCUUGAUGACUCGUGAAGAGGCACUUCAUGUCAAAAAUGAAACUGAAGAUGGAAAACGAGCACAUAAACUUCUGUACAUUAAAGGAAAUUAUCUAAAAAUAACCAAACCAGAUGACUUGAUUGAUGCUGCAGUUAAUAACGUGUGUGAGAAAAAGAAAGUUAACGAGAUAAGCGACAAAAUAAAGAUAGAAACAGACAAACUAGUUGAAAGUAUUGAAGACAAGAAGUUCAAAGGUAAAACCGUUCUCACUGGACCUCUUGUGGAAGGAAAUGAGAUUUUUCACAUCAAUUAUGUUGACUUCAUUUAUGAAGUGUCUCCGGAGCAGGACAUCAUGUGCAAAAGUUCUGGGUUACAUGAAGAAGUCUCUAUAAUCUCAAAGGAUCGACUACUGAAAGGAUCUAAAUUCAGAGAAGCAUUUGCUGAACAUUUAAAGAAAGCAAUUAAAAGUUAUGUAAAUAAAUCAUCAGAUAUAUUAGAUAUAUCAAUUGCACCACCUUUCCAGCUUUACACACAUAAAGGAGUGUACAUACACUGGGUUUGGAACCAUAAAUAUUUCUGUCUGCUUACUUCUUACAUCGUGCCAACACUGGAAGCUGAACUACUCAUUAAUGAGGAAGAAAGCAGAUUUGAGCCUGUAUUCAUUACCAAUAAUUAUGAUGAGUGGAUACUAAGUAAGUACCAAGAAGAAACCAGAUACUUCAAACAUCUUUCAGAAGAUGACAGAAAAGUUUGGUUAGCUUGCCACCUCCUCAGAAAAUUGACUCUGCAACUUUGGUUUGCUCCAAGAUUCAAUACAAAGAGAUACACACAGUCAUGGAAUACUUGGUCAGUUGGUAUUGAAGGUCUGGAAGAAAGAAUCCUUAAACAACUAUUCCAAGACGAGAAAAACACUUCUACUGAGUGGAACAAAAAAUCUGUGUUUGAUCGAGUUAUGUCAGUCUAUAGUCGAGCAGCAAAUAAAGAGUCAGGAAAAUGGGUUCCCAUAAAAGAUGAAGACUUACAUGGAAAAGCUUCAUCAGUGUGCGGGAUCCUGGAAUAUCUGGAGUCUCUUCAGAAAAACGAUAACUUCUAAUCAUGCUGUUUACUAUUAUAUAAAAUUUUGUGAACGAGUGUAAGGCUCAGCGGUCAUAGUUAAUGACUGGUGAUAAAAGAUUGAUUUAUUGAAGAAUUAAAAGUAACAAUGCAGUGGCUCGAAUAAAUUAAAAGAAACUCUCAAAUCUGAAAAUAAAAUAGCUAGGACACUUGAAUUAGUAAAGUUCUGCAAAGACUAAAACAUCUUCCAGGUUUCAUUUCACCGUUUUAUUUUCGCUGAAUUUCAUUUUCACCAUUUUAUAUCCACUUACUUUUCCAGUCACAGUUUCACUGACAUCUUCAUAAAUUACAAAAUCAGUUUAGCUGAGAAUUUAAGAAAAUUUGUGAUGCUUUUACUUCGAUUAUCAUUUAUUUCAAAACAUUUCGGCAAUAUUUUUGAAAAAAGUGACCUGACCCCUGCAGAUAGCCAUUUUCUCACUCAAAAAUUGUGUGUGGCCUCGAUUUGUGAAGUUAAUAACAACAAAAUGGAGCUCUGAACUGUAUAUUAAAAUUUCUCUAAAAAUAAUGCAGCGGAUUAAGAAUCGUGCAAAUUAGCAAUCCACCAAUUUCCUGUGUAAUAUACUUCCAAUCGAAAAGUGGAAUAUAUAUUUUAGUCGGGAUACUAGUAACACAGCCUUGUGCAAAAAGUCAUCACACUUAAACUUGGAUUAAACUGAAAAAAAAAUAAUUUUAGUGGGAAGAGGCAUUGCAGUACCAGUGGGAAAUAUCACUGAGAACUAUAAAUACAGCAUCAUUGGGAAGUAUUACUGUUUGGGAAGCAUCAAUGUUCCGGAAGAAUCGUUUCAGAAGAACAUCAUUGUUUAGGAAGUAUUGUUGUUUGGAAAGUUUGGAAAGUAUCAAUGUUUGGGAAGUAUUAGUGUUUGAGAAAUAUCAGUGUUUGAGAAGUAUAUGUUACUUAUUGUUUUAAUUUUGCUGUAUGUUUUUAACCCUUCAGGGGGCAAGGCAGACCAAAAUGCAAAUUUGAAAGUGAUUUCGUAUGAGAGGAUAAAGCCGCUCGAUGUAAGGUCAAUGAGGUCAUAUAAAUGAAGUUGUAAAAGUUACGUGUCGAGCAAUUGCAGACAUGGUAAGCCCGAGUAAACUCGGUCCUGCCCGUUAACGGUAUAACAAUUUAAAAUGUUGCAAGGUGGCAACUGUUAAAAAGAAAAAUAAAUAUUUUUUAAAUUUAUUAUACAAGUAGACAAUAUAAAAAACAUAAAUGGAACUUGUUUCUGAAUAAUUUGUAAGCAUUAAAAAAAUUGAAAUAGGAACUACUUAUCAACAAUGACACAUUGCAAUGGGAUACAACUUACAAAUGAAAUAUUCCUGAGUUCCCUGAGAAAGAACAAUCAUUUUACAUCACUAAUUUCUGCAAUGAAACUUUAUGAAACAAUUUCUAUCCUUCUUGAUGUAUAGAUUUACUUCGUAUGUUGCACAGGAAAAUGAGGAUGUGACAUGAUUAUUCUUUUUGCUGCAAUACUUGCAUGUAAGCAAGUAUCUUCUUGUUCAAUUUCUGCUUUUUGGAUGGUGGCAUAGCUUCCUCCUCAUCUGUUGACACCUCUGCAUCUAGUGGCAAGUAUUCAUCACCACUGUCAACCAAUUUCAGGUCAUCUGGGUCUUGAUCUGAGUCAUUUUCGUCCCAAACACAGACAAAUUUUGACUUAUCCUUGGAGGACUCGCCAUAGAACAAUUUCUGAUUGAUCUGGAAGGACAAUAAAAACGUUCUGUACACACCCAGAUCAUUACUGAAUUCAUAUAAUAUGGCUAAACUAUUCAUUUAUGCACUAGACACGCAAAUCAGUACUUACCGACAUUGUAGAGGGUGAAAUGCAAGAGUAUAUGAGGAGCACUCGACGAAAAACACGAGUCUGGACGACGCCAAGCUAGAAGUGUUUACAUUUUGCUCUCUUGACCAAAGGGAAGCAAGGAGAUGACAUCUCCUUUAGCUGGAGCGACUCAGGGAAGGCUUAUGAUUGGUCAGAAAUAGAGAAUGGGAACCCAGAUGCAAUGGGGGAGUAGGAGGACACGCGCAAAAACCAUGCUCUCAUGACCAACUAAACUCUGUCCUUAAAGAAAAAGUAAAGUGCUCAUAGUUUUCUCAUUCCCGACUGAUGCAAGUCUGAUGGGUUUUUGAAGAUGUCUGCACAAUGCCUUUCACAGGUCUUCACAAAUUUUAGCAAUAUUGGGCUGUAAUUUUCUUGACCACUUCAGGGCGUUAAGUUACAGCUCUAGGGCCUCUUGAAUUAUCUCUUUACAAAGUCUUUUAAACUGUUCUCAAAUUUUAAAUGGGAUACGAUUCAUCAUGCAGAUGAGUAACAGCUCCUGAACACAACAGAAGGUCAAAUGACCAAAAGCCAGAUGACCAAAAGGUUAGAUGACCGAAAGCUCCAGCUGCAGGUCAUCAUAUGCCUAAGAUCAGCAUCAGAAAACAUUUGUCCUGUUUCCUGACAACCCUUACCUAACCUAACCUAAGUUCCUGAACAAUUGCUUUGAUUACUUCCCUAAUUAAAAAUGCUAAGUUGGAAGAGCUGCCAUUUAUUUCUCUACUCAAGGUCCCUGAAAUUAUCAAUAAGAAGUAAACUGGUUCGAUUGUGGAUCAAUUUUACUACCAGAUAUUAUUACGAGAAGUUCCCUUAAUAAAUACAUAAACUUCGCAUAACUAUUGAUCUACAGCCCACAUCUGUGUACUUAUUUUUAAUUUAUUUAAUGCAGCUUCCAGGUUGUAGGCCAGUUCAAACAGUACUUCAGGUGAGAACUGCAAAAAAAGCAGAGUCGUUCAUUUGAACUAGAUCAUUUACUAUCAUAUCCGUUAUUCUCAACAACUCGAGAUCACAGUUACACUUUAAACCACCCAAUGAGAUUGAGGGACUUAGGUUUUGGCUAGUUGCUCACACAGUGUGCUUUGGGUGAAGUCCGAUUCACUGCUUAAGGUGUGGUUCUCACCAUAGUUUGGUAUCCCUACCAAACAACUCUGGUUUUAACUUUGAGUAUUGCAUUUCCUAUGUAUAUUGCAGCUGGUUAGGUUAGGUAAGAUUUGUCAGGAAACAGGACAAGUGUUUCCUGAUGCGAGAAUUAGUCAUAUGAUGAUUCGCAGCUGGAGCUUUAGGUCAUCUGACCAAGGCCUUGUACUGGCUUUCCAGUCCAACCCGUUAAGAAUUAUGAAUAUAACUAAAAUCAUUUUUACCUGUAUAUUACACUUGAACAUUAGCAUUAAUCUUCGUGAUUUUGUACAAUUUUAUUUAAUAUACUCUAUCUUCUUAAAAAUCGUGAAGAUUUUAUGUUUUUUUCUUAAAAUAUAACUGUUCCUUAAAACCUUCAUUUUAGCAAUUUUUGAUACACUUUUA